ACGAAAACGAAAGCGAAAAUGAAUCUUUAUCCCUAAAUUUUGAAAUUCAAAUCCGCGCUAACAGUCUCUCUCUCUCUAGAGAAGGUCGUCGGAGAUGUUUUCCGUCAAGGAGAAUCCGAGGGGGAAGCCAGAGAAUGUGAAGAUUGAGAAUCUUUUCGUUCAGAUCUUUGAGAGGAAGAGGCGAAUCGUCGACCAGGUUAAGCAACAAGUAGAUCUCUAUGACCACCAUUUAGCCUCCAAAUGCCUACUCGCCGGAGUAUCUCCUCCGCCGUGGCUUUGGUCUCCGUCUCUACCUUCCCAAACUUCCGAGUUGAAUAAGGAGGAGAUUAUAUCAGAACUUCUAUUUCCUUCAUCAAGACCUUCCAUCAUUUGUCCUAGCGGUCGUCGUCCCUUUUCAUACCAACGGCCUGUCAAGUGUCUAGCUGACAAUGUAGUAAGACAAGACCUGACGUCUGUGGUAAAUAAUCACCUGAUAGAAGAGCAGUUGCUUGAAGAGGAACCACAACACGACCUCUCACACAACUUAGUCAGACAUGUUUCGAAUCAUUCUCAUGAGCAGGAUGCUAAUAUUGCACCUCCUAGAGAUGUCCAUGAGAAAGAGGGAUUGCCAGAAAGUGUCUCAAUCGAUUGCAGAGAGAAUCAAAGUUGUUCAUCUCCUGAACACUCUCAGAAUCAGACAGUUGAAACUAAUGUUGAUGCUACAUCUCCUGGAUGUAGCCAAGGGGAAAAGGUUCUCAAAAGUGUCCCAACUACUGGUUGUGAGCGGAAACCAUCACCUCCCGGUUAUCGUCAAGAAGAAAAUGAUCCAGACGCUUACCUUGACCCUGGAUUAUCACUUGCUAAGAUGCAGAGAUCAAGGUCACGUCAGAAAGCUUUGGAGCUUCGUAGUAGUGCCAAAGCGUCGAAAAGCCGUUCAAAAAGUAGAAGUGAUCUCAAAUCUUCUCCGGAUGGAAACAUAGGCUUUGGGAUUGCUUCUUUAAGGUCUGACAGUGUUAGUGAGAUUAAGUUAUUUAAGCAUGAUGAGAAUGAUGUAGAGUGUGGAAACGAAGAAGAGAACAGCAAUUCUCAAGUUAAAGGAGGGGAUCAGUGUAUUAAAACUAGUUUAACUACGGAGUCUUUUACCUUGCAUCAGAAAGUGGAUUCGGUGAAAAAAACUUUGAGCGGGGAUGCUUAUGCUUCUAGUGUACCAGAAUCUGUACCCGAGUCUGGUCAUGUGAAUAACAUUGACUUAUUACAGUGCAAUGAGACAAUUAAAGAAGGGUCUGCCGAAGUAGAUGAGCAAGUGGAUGAUCCCAAAAGCAGAACUUGCAAUGAAACUGCUUAUCUCGAUGGAAGUACUGAGCAAGUGGAUUAUCCCAAAAGCAGAAGUUGCAAUGAAACUGCUUAUCUCGAUGGAAGUACCGAGCAAGUGGAUGAUCCCAAAAGCAGAAGUUGCAGUGAAACAGCUUAUCUCGAUGGAAGUACAAGAUCUAAAAGCUCAAGUCAAGAUAGCGCCAAGGAGAAACAUCAGGAAUCAAGCAACUCCUUUUCUGGUAACUUUCAGUCAAGAAAUUCAAAUCCCUCUGACCGGGCUGCUCAUGAAGUAGAAUUACCUCAAGCAAUAUCUAUGACUAAUGAACUUUCUAUGAUGACAAAUGCUGAAACGAGCAUCUUUCAAUCUGGAAUCAUUGCAACAUCCAGAAGUAAUGCUCGAGAAGAUAGAUUCAAGACCGAGCAUUCAGGCUCUGUUGAGUCUUCUCCAGUUGAUGUGGAGCCAAGAGAUUCAAUGUUAGUACUGCAAGAUAGCCAUGUAAAAGAUUCACUGAAUCCCUCUACUGUUGAUGUGGAAGGUUUAGUAUUUGAAAAUAUAACUAGCAAUGAUCAAUCAGAAGAAAAGGGUGAAUGUGUUGACACGAACAGAUGUUCAAGUGCUGAAAGGGUAAACCAAACGGGCAUCUCCCCAGAUGAGACCUUAUGUGCGGGUGCAAUCCAAGAUUCUAUGUCCAAGACUGAGCUUUUGGGCUUUUUUGAGUCCCCUUUAGUUGAACUGCAGUCGAGAGACUCAGUAAUGCACUCAGACGAUGAAAGUGAAUUUUUGAAGCCCAUUGCUGUUAUUGGUGAAGCUUUAGUGGAGGAAGAUAGCAAUGGUGUAUCGAUUGAAAGUAGCAGUAUUUCAAAUUCUAGAAGUUCAAACCAAACUGACAUCACGGUAGUUGAGCCAUUGGUGGUUGAAUCUAUUCUUCAGGAAAGCGUUACGCCGGAAAACUUGAUUGACCAUUCUAAAAGAUGUGAUAUUAGUUGUGGGUCCAAAGAAAUGCUGCCACUGGGUUCAGUGACAAAUGCUGGGAGUAGCCAAUGCCAUGAAAGAAUUAGUAGGCCAAGAUGCUCAGCCACAGAAGAGGAAUCAGCAAAUGAAUAUAAGGAUCUUUCUGUUGGCUCUUAUCAUAAAUCGGCUGACAAACAGCUUGAAGUUAGAGAAGGAAAUUCAUCGCUGGGAAUCCCUGAUCGCCCUGUUUUUGUGAAGCCUGCAUCAACCCAUUUUGAUGAUAAUGAAGAAUGCAAUUUCCAUGAGGUUCCAGUGAAAAUUCAAGAAAAAUCAAUAAUGGAGAAGGUCCCCACCCCAGCAUCCGCUGCAAAGGUGUUUGAUCUCCCAUAUCUCACUGAUUUUGGAGUAAAUCUCUCGGCUGACAAUGAAAUUUUGGAGCACAGUGAGUUAAAAAUAGAAAUGGUACAAGAAAUGGAAUCGCAUGCAAGGCGCUCUGGCUUAAAAGUAGGAGAGGAUGAACCUGCAGAGUCAAAUACAUUUACUGGCCAUUUAGAUGCAUCGAGAAAGAGAGCUCAACAUGAAACAUCCUAUGAAAAAGGUGUUCCCCCAAUUAAAAGAGAUGAAAAAUGUACAGAAACAGAAGAUUCUCAUGAUCCAGAGAGCUCGAUUCAGGAAUUUUUCUGCUCUAGUUCCGCCAUUGGGGGAUCCAUGCGGCAGAAUAAGCGGAGAAGAACCCUGGAAAAAACAACUAGUAGAGUGCUUUCGCCAAGCCCAGGGGGAGACAAUCUCGAGUUAGAUUCUGUUAGGGAAACAGUACAUCUUCGGGAGGAAGUUGCAUGUAACAACCUCGAUAACUAUGAAGUUGAGUUACAGAAGUUGAUUGGAUCUGCAUCUUCAGAUCACUAUGGUGUUGAGUUACAAAAGAUGAUCGGAUCUGCAUCUUCAGCUGAGUUACGAUUUGAUGAGAGUUACUUAUUCAAGGAAGCUGGAUUGAUGAGUCCUGCCUCACCUUCCUUCAGACCAGAACAGCUAAGUGUACAGAGGAGUCAAAUUGCUCCAGAUCACGGAGUUAGAUCAGAAAAUAUUCACUUUUUGCCAUUUGCUGGAAAAACAUCACAUGGAUUAGCUAGUUGCAUUGUUCGCGAUUCAGAUGGUUCUCCUUGUUUACCACCCUUGGGUUUGAUAAGCUCAGACGAUGGAAGCCCCCCUGUUUUGGAGGGAUUUAUAAUCCAAACGGAUGAUGAAAAUCAAAGCGGCUCCAAAAACCAAUUAAAUCAUGACAGCUUCCAACUUCCAAGAACUACAGCAGAAAGUACAGCCAUGAUAGAGCAGAUUUGCAAGUCUGCUUGCAGGACCACUCCGUCAUUACAUUUGGCUGAAACAUUUAAGUUCGAUGGAAAACUAGACUUGGAUCAGUCCGUUUCAACUGAGCUAUUUGAUGGCAUGUUUUUCAGUCAGAAUCUCGAGGGUAGCUCUGUCUUUGAUAACUUAGGGAUUAACCAUGAUUAUACAGGAAGAUCGUACACUGACUCUCUGCCUCUUUCUGGUGGUGGCUCAUCUGCUGAGGCUAGUAAUCCUUGCACGUCACCGACUGAGAAGUUGUGGUAUAGAAGUUUGCAAAAGUCUUCCAGUUCAGAGAAACGAAGCAGUCAGACACCAGACCUACCUUGCAUUAGCGAAGAGAAUGAGAACGUAGAAGAGGAAGCUGAGAACUUAUGCACAAACACUCCAAAGUCUAUGAGGUCAGAGAAGCAAAGAAGUUCAAUUCUGGAACUUCCUUGCAUAGCUGAAGAGAAUGAAAACAUGGAAGAGAUAUCUGAAGCUGUCAAUGAAGCAUCUGGUUCUGAAAGGGAGAAUGUCUCUGCCGAAAUGAAACUUCUUGGUGAUGUUAAUGAAGAAGACCCUAUGAAGUUUCUUCCACUUGUUUCUGAAGCCAAGAUUCUUGUUGAUCGACAGAGUCUAGACUCUGUCAAUACUGCAUUCAGCUUUUCCGCUAAGUGCAACAGUGUCAAAAGUAAAGUGGGAAAGCAGAGUAACCGAAGGUUCACGGGUAAAGGUAAAGAGAACCAAAGUGGAGCAGGUGCUAAAAGAAAUGUUAAACCACCUAGUAGCAGGAUUAGUAAGCCUAAGUUGUCUUGUAACUCGAGUUUGGAAACUGUAGGUCCCCGGUUACCAGAAAAAGAACCUAGGCACAACAACAUCGUCUCCAACAUCACUUCGUUCGUUCCACUUGUGCAGCAGCAAAAACCAGCACCUGCACUAAUUACAGGCAAGAGGGAUGUCAAAGUAAAGGCCCUGGAGGCUGCUGAGGCUUCAAAACGGAUUGCUGAACAGAAAGAGAAAGAUCGUAAGCUGAAGAAGGAAGCUAUGAAGCUUGAAAGGGCUAGACAGGAACAGGAAAAUCUGAGAAAGCAGGAGAUAGAGAAGAAAAAGAAAGAAGAUGAUCGAAAGAAAAAGGAGGCGGAAAUGGCUUGGAAGCAAGAGAUGGAAAAGAAAAAGAAAGAAGAAGAGCGGAAGAGAAAGGAGUUUGAGAUGGCUGAUAGGAAAAGGCAGAGGGAAGUAGAAGACAAAAAGGUGAAGGAAGCUAAAAGACAACGCAUUGCAGAAAUUCAGAGACAGCAAAGAGAGGCUGAUGAAAAACUACAAGCUGAAAAAGAAUUGAAAAGACAUGCUAUGGAUGCGAGGAUAAAAGCACAGAAAGAACUCAAAGAAGACCAAAAUAAUGCAGAGAAACCCCGAGGACAAGCGAAUACUAGGAUCCCUGAAGUGAGAUCAAAGAGUAAUUCCAGUGACGAUACCAAUACUUUAAGAAGCUCCAGGGAUAAUUAUUUCAAGGUGAUAAGCAAUCCAGGGAAAAUGUCUGAAGAACCCAACAUGGGAUUUGAAGAAAUGGAAGAAUCGUACGACAUGUCUCCAUACAAAUGCUCAGACGACGAAGAGGAAGAGGAAGACAACAAUUACGACAUGUCAAACAAAAAAUUCGUUCCUACUUGGGCCAGUAAGAGCAAUGUCACGGUCGCUGUCAUUCCCCAACAAAGCCUUGAUCCUAAAAUUACUUUCCCCGUAAAAAGAAAAUGCGAUAUAAGCGAAGUUCUUUUGCCUCCAAGGUUCCAAUCAAGAUAGCAUAAACUACGAGAAGCCAAAGGUCAGAUUUACAGUGACAUUAAAACUUAGAACCACCACAAACAAAGUAAGUAUCAAUGUGUUUCAAGUUUCGUAUCUUUUGCUGGAAAUGAGGAACAUAAACCUUAGUAGCCUUGAAGCUUAAAAAUUAGUUUGUGAAUUCUCUAUCUCUCUUUACUUAUUGUAGCAAGGUAUCCGACAAUCAAAAUCGAAUCUCUCAAGGUUUUUUUUGUGCUUUCUUCUUAUGUAUGUAACAGUGAAUGGGUAAUGUAAUAAUUAAUUUAGUCAUCCCUA
Messenger RNA from Camelina sativa (false flax), 5662 nucleotides. The record is from RefSeq and is a predicted model, not a curated record. Lineage: Eukaryota; Viridiplantae; Streptophyta; Magnoliopsida; Brassicales; Brassicaceae.